Histoplasma capsulatum G186AR is the source of this 372-nucleotide messenger RNA. RefSeq lists its product as uncharacterized. The transcript has 3 exons. Lineage: Eukaryota; Fungi; Ascomycota; Eurotiomycetes; Onygenales; Ajellomycetaceae. The record is from RefSeq and is a predicted model, not a curated record. Bases 1 to 372 code for a protein of 123 amino acids.
AUGGCGGAGGACCAGAACAAGGAACAGGACAGGAACCGAAAGGCCAGGGGACCACCUGCGAUCGCGGGGAAGCCUAGGGAUAAGUUCUUUUUCCACUUCGCCGUUCAGUGUUUGGUUUGGGUUGUAGAACAGAAGCAUAGCAAUGCAAUGUGUACUGGAUCCAUGGGUAAGGAUCCUCAUCUAGAAUCGAGCCUAGAGCAAAAAGACAACCCAAACGCUCAACCACGAAUCAACGGUGGAUGGCAGGCUGAGACAGGGUGCUUACCAUAUAUUUACCAUGUUCCCGUUGUCAGUUGGCAAGGCACAGGAAGACAAGGCCCAGGAACACCCGAGAAGCAAAGCUUGCUGCAUCCCGUCGAUCAUCGCUGUUGA